Messenger RNA from Python bivittatus (Burmese python), 928 nucleotides. NCBI's taxonomy places the organism in Eukaryota, Metazoa, Chordata, Lepidosauria, Squamata, Pythonidae. The record is from RefSeq and is a predicted model, not a curated record.
UUGUGUGAUAUUUAAAUCCGGGGAAUUAGUGAUAAAACUAUGGUUUGGUUUAAAAUUGUCUGAAAUCAUGGUUUGGUAAUGGCUUACCAUGAUGUAAAACAUGGGCGUGUGGUUGGUUUGCAGCUUUGUGGCUUGCUCCCGAUAUGGGGGUUCAGUUUAAACUCUUAAUUGAUUCACAUAGAGGUGCAAAAUUUUUAGGGCUCCCCAAAAAGGGGGAAGAAAUUAGAGACUGCCGGGAAAGCGCAAUCGUUCCAUUCCGUUCCGUUCAGACUUUGACCUGAAUUUUUUGCUCUGCCCCGCCCCAAAUCUAGCUUCCCUCGGCAUGUCUGGCCCCACCUGGCUGCCCCCAAAGCAAGUGGGGGUCCUGGGGCAGCCCGACAUCACCAUUUCUGCUCCAGCGGUCUGCAAGGCCCAGAAGAGUUUUGCCUCGGUUCCCGCGGCCCCCAAACCCACCCACCGAUCUCAGGAGACCAAUGGAGGGAUGAGCUCAGUGGGGCCAUCCUCCCGGGACCAGCCCCUGCUGCCAGGCCCCGCGCUGCUUCCUCCGGACUCUGCUGCCGAGACCCCCUACUCCUCUGUAGGCGAGCGAGGAUCCAGGGGCUCCUGGGGCAGCGCCUCACCGCCUGGCUACCCCCUGCAGGGGGACUCCCUGGAGCAGGGACAGGCUCUCCCCCCCACCAGCAUCGACGUCCAGAUAGAUUCCCUCACCAGCAUGUUGGCAGAUAUGGAGAGCACCCAGCACCGCCGGGGCGAACGACCGAACGCGGAAUCCAUGCCAUAUCCAGCUCUCCCGCCGCAGCUGAGCGCCCCCAAACCCAGCCCAGCUUCGGCCACCUACAAACCGCCCCUCUCUGGCAGCUUCUUGCCCUCCAGGCCCGACGCCAAAAGCCUGUCCUACGGAGGUCCGCCAGCCCCUGGGCCCGCUUAC